AUGCCCAUCGCCCUGGAAGAUGAGCGCGUCCGGCUCGUGAAGACGGUCUUCGUGAUUUAUUACCACCAAGAUGUGCACAAGGCGUCCAAGUUCCUGCUGGACUUUGGGUUCGAAGUGGCUGAGCAGCGAGACGACGAGGUCAUCUUCUUCAAGGGCUACGGACCAGACCCGUAUUGUUACGUCGCGCGGCGCGCAGAGGACGGUGUCGCCAGGUUCGGCGGCGCCGCAUACCUGGUCGAGUCGGAGGCGGAGCUCGAGAAGGCGAGCAAAAUCCCUGGGGCGUCGGCCAUCAGCAAACUCGACGCGCCUGGGGGAGGAAGCAUCAUGACGUUGACCGACCCCAUCGGGCACCUGGUGCACCUGGUGCACGGGAUCCGCGAGAAGCCCAGCGAGGCGGCGGCGGAGAAGAAUCUGCAGAAGCUGGUGGUCAACUACGGCGACGAGAAGCGCAGAGUGGGCAAGUUCCAGCGCUUCCAGAUGGGCCCUGCGCCCGUGCACAAAUGGGGCCAUUACGGCGUCAGCUAUCCGCCGGGUAAGUACCAGGACAUGGUCGACUGGUACACGGGCCACUUGUCCCUGGCGUUCAGCGACAAAGUGACCAUCGGGGGCAAGGAGGCCGUGUCGUUCUUCCACAUCGACCGCGGCCUCGAGUAUACUGACCACCACUCCUUCUACAUCAAGCCGACGCGGGGCGACGACGAGAAGCCCGACGUCGCGCACAGUGCCUUUGAAGUACACGACUACGACGUCCAACAGCUUGCGCACAACUACCUCGAGUCCAAGGGCUACAAGUUAUCGUGGGGUGUCGGCAGGCAUGUGCUCGGCAGUCAAAUCUUUGAUUACUGGUAUGACGAGUCUGGGUUCGAGCUGGAGCACUAUGCGGAUGGAGACUUGGUGAAUUGCGAGACCGAGGUGACUGUCCAGGAGAAUGGGCCACAUACAAUGUAUGUUUGGGGACCGCCUAGACCGGCGGCACGGGGGUAA
This is a messenger RNA of Cladophialophora psammophila CBS 110553, 984 nucleotides long. RefSeq lists its product as uncharacterized. The record is from RefSeq and is a predicted model, not a curated record. Gene Ontology annotation, molecular function: methylmalonyl-CoA epimerase activity. Gene Ontology annotation, biological process: L-methylmalonyl-CoA metabolic process. Gene Ontology annotation, cellular component: mitochondrion. Bases 1 to 984 code for a protein of 327 amino acids. The transcript has a single exon. NCBI's taxonomy places the organism in Eukaryota, Fungi, Ascomycota, Eurotiomycetes, Chaetothyriales, Herpotrichiellaceae.